Ostertagia ostertagi is the source of this 2367-nucleotide messenger RNA. The record is from the annotation of a GenBank genome assembly. NCBI's taxonomy places the organism in Eukaryota, Metazoa, Nematoda, Chromadorea, Rhabditida, Trichostrongylidae.
AGUCCUGGCUCGUGUUCCGAAAAGAGGUCGUUUGCUUGUCAGAAACAUCGUUACGAUCCAGACCACCGUCCGAAUGUUAUCGGUGAACUAGAUUUGCCAGCCGGAAAAUGGUACGUAACAGUGCAGGUGGCUCCGAGCACACAACGGUCAUGCUUCGUACAGGCUCGUGUGCAGAGUGAUCUACAAAUUGUACCUGGUUUUGUAACCACGGUUACCGGUGACCAACCCGACAACGAUCCAGUUCAAGACUCACCGAAUAAUCGUCUGAUCACCUACAUCCACAGCUUGGACAACGCUCAUCGUAGCCCUAUCCUCACUCACGCCUUGCUGAACGACGCUGCCAAUGGAACGUUCUACAACGCAGUAACAUACAGUCAGCGAGCUCAAUGUUCGUAUCCAUGGCAGACUCAAUCGUUUAGUUGUCCAAAUUCGGACUCUGACGACAAUGAAUUCACCAUUACGCAAUCUCCUGCAACGGUGGAGUGCGUUGGCAAGGUCUUUGUAUCUGCACUGAGUACUGGACAGAUUGUGCAAUUACUGAUUUUUGAAAAUAAAGAAUCUAUUUCAGGAAAACAGUGCAAUAUACCGAUUUGUGUGAACGGAGGAGUUCUUAGCCCGGAUUACAGGCGAUGUGAUUGCCCUGAUGGAUAUUCUGGCGAACACUGCGAGUUUGAGUUAUGCAUGAGCCAGACACCGAUCACCUUCUCACCAAAUGCGAAGACUUUUGUACUUGUCGUGGAAACCACUUUCCAGAACAAACCAAUGAUCGACGUGUUAGUUGCGAAUCUGGCAACCAUAGUUAAUGGAGCUCCUCAAAGUGCCCAAUGGUUCAGCAACUAUGCUCUCGUCACAUACGACUCAUCUGGCGUCACAUCGCCGUAUCCACAUAUCGAUAUCGAUUGCAUUGUGAUGGGAUUGAACUCGGCAGCAGGAAGAAUGACCGACAAUGGCGCAUGUACUACGAUCCAUGCUCUCCAAAUAGUGAAGUGUUCGCCGUCACAUCGGCUGGUGUCAGUGAUCAACAAGUACGCGAUGGAGAUGUGGAGCUCAUCUCCAAUGUCCAAGCUCAUUUCACCUACAUCUACAACUCGGCGUCCGAUUGUGGGUCUACUCCCAGUGAUAAUUCGCUCACGCAAACAAACCAGACUUGCCUAUUCGUCAAGUGGUAACGUGCUGUUCAUCGCUCCCUCAGAUCUCUCCCAGAUGUUCUCCGUUUACCUACCGACGCUGUAUGGAUCAUACGUCUUGACGAACCCUACCGGACACCAGAGUUUCCAAUGUUCAACACCCAGUGAUUGGUAUGUGGAGGUGGAUUAUGCCACAACGAGGAUUUACGUUACCACCUCAGCCACCUAUGGAAAUCUGGGAGUUGUGAGCCCUCUGAGAGAUGAGAUCGCAGCCACCGUCCUCUAUAAAACCAAUAACACACAAUUUUAUGAGAUUGAUGUGGAUCGAUUACCUGGAAUUUAUACUCUAUCACUUACUUCUGCGCCGCUGACUGCCUUCUUCUAUCGUCUUCGCUGUCGUGGUGCAAAAGUCUACUAUGAUUUCGCCGAGACCACCUCCGCUGAUCCAACCGCCUCACAUAUCGACGGCUACAACGGAUCACCAGAAGUUGGAGUAUCGAACGUCCUGACACUGCACGUCGAUGCUACACCGGGUUCGGUUCUGAAGCAAAUCGAACUUUUCGACCCGGAUAGUCUACAGGUACUGCUUCGUUCGCCGCUUUAUCGACGAAUGAACUGCUCGUUCGAGUAUUACUCCGAUCCGUUCACUUGUACGAGUGAAGCAAUCGCGAUGUUCGUUUAUGGUGAAGACGAUAGCCGCCAGCCAUUCCGUCGACAAGAGCUCACUUAUUGCAAUACUCCCAUUAAUCCAACCACCAGCGCUGACGAGUUCUUCAUCCAAUCAAACGCCACAGCCGACGAGUUCUUGGUCGAGCCCACCUUCACAGGUGCCAACCACAUCACCGGCGACAACGCUGGCGCCUGUGCCGAUCGCCUUUCGACGUCGUCAUCCUUAUCGAUGUCAGCCAGAGUGCAUCAACAAGAUACGAACGACAUGUCGCAAUUCGUGACGAGCUUGCUGUCCGCGUACGACGUCUCACAGAGCUAUACUCGAGUAGGGGUGGUGCCGGUUUUCGGCAACUCAGCUCUUGGUCCAAUGGUGACAGCAAGUCUGAACGCUGUCAGCUCAAUCGCCGUGCUCAAGAGCUAUCUCGAUCAGACGAAGGAAUACAACGAUUUCGAUUCUCAGGGACAAGCCCUGGCACAAGGCCUCUACACAGCAAUAAAUCCCAACUUCAAAAAUGCUGGCUAUCGAUCCGAUAUCAGCAACCAUCUCAUCGUCUACAUCACCGCUACUUCU